ACCCCAUAUUUUAAGAGGUAUGGAAUAAAUAAGUGGCUAGUGAUUACUAUCUCAAGAAAAAGGAAAGAAAAAAGCAUAAAAGAUUGUCUUGGCAGGUGGUCAGUGAAGAGUGAAGACCUUACUUUUAUAGCAUUAGUCUAUAAUUUACAGGCUUUCUUAGCCUUGGACGACCCAGAUAUGAAGAUUGUGGUCAGAAACUGUUAAAAAAGAAAAGGUUGGGAGAGAGAAAUCUUAUUUCUGCAGAUAGCUAAACCAGCGGCUAGUUGAAGUUAACCACUCCAGCUGUGAAGCUAUGAAGCACAGCUGCUGCAGCAUCAGCCAUAAAAGUAAAAGCUACUAUCAAGUACUUGUUCUGGUUUCCCUGAUAUUGAUACUUCUAUUCAAAUGGUUUAUCUACAAAGGAGAUUUUAGACAGGUGGCGAGGUCAAUUUUCUUGUCAAGAUUUAGACCUCUAGGAAUCCUGGAGGAAGAUGGGGAGGUUAAGCUGCCACCAAAGGACUGUGAUGUGUUCACAGGGAACUGGGUUUUUGAUAAUAUAACUCAUCCUUUGUAUAAAGAAGAGGAAUGUGAGUUUCUAUCAGAACAAGUGACUUGCAUCAGGAAUGGCAGACAGGAUUCACUUUACCAGAACUGGAGAUGGCAACCUAGGGAUUGUUCUUUGCCCAAAUUCAAAGCAAGAUUAUUGCUUGAAAAACUUCGUGGAAAGAGGCUCAUGUUCGUGGGGGACUCAUUAAAUCGGAACCAAUGGGAAUCCAUGGUUUGUCUGCUUCAAUCUGCUGUUCCUCCAGGCAAGAAGAGCCUCAGAAAGUCAGGUUCUCUAGUUAUCUUCAGCAUUGAGGAGUACAACACCACGGUGGAGUUCUAUUGGGCACCGUUUCUGGUUGAAUCUAACUCAGACAAUCCAUGGAGGCACAGCGUAAAAGACCGUAUAAUCAUGCCUGAAUCAAUCAAGAACCGUGGAGAUGAUUGGAAGGGUGUAGAUUACUUGGUUUUCAACACAUAUAUAUGGUGGAUGAACACUGGAUACAUGAAAGUCUUACGAGGAUCGUUUGAUGCAGACCCCAUUGAGUAUGAUGAAAUCAAGCGGCCUAUAGCUUAUGGGAGAGUUCUGAAGACAUGGGCUAAUUGGGUUGAAGCAAAUGUUGAUUCCAAGUUUACUUCAGUCUACUUCAUGAGCAUGUCCCCUCUUCAUAUCAAGAGUUCGGAUUGGAACAACCCGGAUGGAAUCAGGUGUGCUAAGGAGGCUCUUCCAGUGUUGAACAUGUCCACACCGCCAAAUGUUGGCACAGACCACAGGCUGUUCCUGGCAGUAGCAAAUGUGACUCGAUCCAUGAAAGUACCGGUCUACUUCCUGAAUAUCACCACCCUCUCCGAGUAUCGAAAAGAUGCUCAUACAUCCGUUUAUACCACCCGGCAAGGCCAGCUGAUAACGCCGGAGCAGCAGGCUGAUCCAGACACAUAUGCAGACUGCAUACAUUGGUGCCUACCAGGUUUACCUGAUACAUGGAAUGAGCUCCUCUAUACACACAUCAUUUCACACUCUUGACCACCUAUGAUUUCUUUUUGUCUUUCACAGAUUGAUGAACUACAAAUUGGAAUUGAAUAUGAUUUGUUAAAGAAUUCUUGAGUCAGUUUGUGUAGCUGCAUAGAAAAUUCCCAAGAACAUGCUGCUACCUUACAUGCUUU
This is a messenger RNA of Theobroma cacao (cacao), 1686 nucleotides long. RefSeq names its product xylan O-acetyltransferase 1-like. Gene Ontology annotation, molecular function: O-acetyltransferase activity. Gene Ontology annotation, cellular component: Golgi apparatus. The record is from RefSeq and is a predicted model, not a curated record. NCBI's taxonomy places the organism in Eukaryota, Viridiplantae, Streptophyta, Magnoliopsida, Malvales, Malvaceae.